AUGUCGCUGAAAAAUGAGCCAAGAGUAAAUACCUCUGCACUGCAGAAAAUCGCUGCUGACAUGAGUAAUUUGAUAGAAAAUCUGGACACGAGAGAGCUCCACUUUGAGGGAGAGGAGGUGGACUACGAUCUGUCUCCCAGCGAUCCCAGGAUACAGGAAGUGUAUAUCCCUUUCUCUGUGGUUUAUAAGACUCAAGGAUUUAAGGAGCCUAAUGUACAGACGUAUCUCUCCGGCUGCCCAAUAAAAGUUCAAGUUCUGGAAGUGGAGCGCUUCACAUCUACAAAAAGGGUACCAAGCGUCAAUCUUUACACUAUUGAAUUAACACAUGGGGAAUUUAAAUGGCAAGUGAAGAGGAAGUUCAAGCACUUUCAAGAAUUUCACAGAGAACUGCUCAAGUACAAAGCCUUUAUCCGAAUCCCCAUUCCCACCAGAAGGCACACAUUUAGAAGACAGAAUGUCAAAGAAGAGCCCCGAGAGAUGCCAGCUUUGCCCCGCACAUCUGAAAACAUGAUCCGGCAAGAAGAACAGUUCUUUAGUAGAAGGAAACAGCUGGAAGAUUACUUGACGAAGUUACUAAAAAUGCCCAUGUAUAGAAACUAUCAUGCGACAACAGAAUUUCUUGAUAUAAGCCAGCUGUCUUUCAUCCAUGAUUUGGGACCAAAGGGCAUAGAAGGUAUGAUAAUGAAAAGAUCCGGAGGACACAGAAUACCAGGCCUGAAUUGCUGUGGCCAGGGGAGAGCCUGCUAUCGGUGGGCAAAGAGGUGGUUGAUAGUAAAAGAUUCCUUUUUACUGUAUAUGAAACCAGACAGUGGUGCUAUUGCCUUCGUCCUGCUGGUGGAUAAAGAAUUCAGAGUUAAGGUGGGGAGGAAGGAGACAGAGACGAAAUAUGGACUCCGAAUUGAUAAUCUUUCAAGGACACUGAUUUUAAAAUGCAACAGCUAUAGACAUGCUCGGUGGUGGGGAGGGGCUAUAGAAGAAUUCAUCCAGAAGUAUGGCCCCGACUUUCUCAAAGAUCAUCGAUUUGGGUCAUAUGCUGCUAUCCAAGAGAACACUUUAGCUAAAUGGUAUGUUAAUGCCAAAGGAUAUUUUGAAGAUGUGGCAAAUGCAAUGGAAGAGGCAAAAGAAGAAAUAUUUAUCACAGAUUGGUGGUUGAGUCCAGAAAUCUUCCUGAAACGUCCGGUGGUUGAAGGAAAUCGUUGGAGGUUGGACUGCAUCCUUAAGCGAAAAGCACAACAGGGGGUAAGGAUCUUUGUUAUGCUCUACAAAGAGGUGGAACUUGCCCUUGGAAUCAAUAGUGAAUAUAGCAAGAGGACUCUGAUGCGUCUACACCCCAACAUUAAGGUGAUGAGGCACCCGGAUCAUGUGUCAUCCAGCGUAUACCUGUGGGCUCAUCAUGAGAAACUCGUCAUCAUCGACCAGUCGGUGGCCUUUGUGGGUGGGAUUGACCUGGCUUACGGGAGGUGGGAUGACAACGAACACAGACUCACGGAUGUGGGCAGCGUGAAGCGCGUCAUCGGGGGACCGUCUCUGGGUUCCCUCACAGCUGAAACAACAGAGUCUAUGGAAUCCUUAUGCCUCAAAGAUAAAAACGAAUCUGAUAAAGAUCUGCCCAUCCUGAAGCCUCCGGAUGAUGCAAAUUCAAAACUGAAAGGAAUAGGAAAGCCCAGCAAGUUCUCCAAAUUCAGUCUCUACAGGCAGCUGCACAGACACCAUCUACAUGACACAGACAGCAUCAGCAGCAUCGACAGUGCCUCCAGUUAUUGUAAUCACUGUAGGAGUCGUCAGAAUUUAAUCCAUGGUUUAAAGCCCCACUUGAAACUCUUUCGCUCUUCCAGUGAGUCUGAGCAGGGGCUUACUAGACCUAACAUUGACACAGCCUCCCUCCGAAGUGUACAGACACGUGUGGGAGAGCUCCAUGGGGAAACCAGAUUCUGGCAUGGAAAAGACUACUGCAAUUUCGUCUUCAAAGACUGGGUUCAACUCGAUAAACCUUUUGCUGAUUUCAUUGAUAGGCACUCCACCCCCCGGAUGCCAUGGCAUGACAUAGCCUCUGCAGUCCACGGGAAGGCAGCUCGCGACGUGGCCCGUCACUUCAUCCAGCGCUGGAACUUCACGAAGAUUAUGAAACCAAAAUAUCGGUCCCUUUCUUAUCCUUUUCUGCUUCCAAAAUCUCAAACAACAGCCCACGAGUUGAAAUACCAAGUGCCUGGGUCUGUCCAUGCUAAUGUACAGUUACUCCGCUCUGCCGCUGAUUGGUCUGCUGGUAUCAAGUACCAUGAAGAAUCCAUCCAUGCUGCUUACGUCUAUGUGAUAGAGAACAGCAAGCACUAUAUCUAUAUAGAAAACCAGUUUUUCAUAAGCUGCGCUGAUGACAGAGUUGUGUUCAACAGGAUUGGCAAUGCCAUUGCUCAGAGGAUACUUAAAGCUCACAGGGGAAGCCAGAGAUACCGGGUGUAUGUUGUGAUACCACUUCUGCCAGGCUUUGAAGGAGACAUUUCAACCGGUGGAGGAAAUGCCCUGCAGGCAAUAAUGCACUUCAACUACAGAACCAUGUGCAGAGGAGAAAAUUCCAUCCUUGGACAAUUAAAAGCAGAGAUUGGCAACCAGUGGAUAAAUUAUAUAUCCUUCUGUGGUCUGAGAACACAUGCAGAGCUUGAAGGAAACCUAGUCACUGAGCUUAUCUAUGUCCACAGCAAGUUGCUAAUUGCUGAUGACAACACCGUUAUUAUUGGCUCUGCCAACAUAAAUGACCGAAGCCUGCUGGGAAAACGAGACAGUGAAAUGGCAGUCAUUGUGCAGGACACAGAGACAGUCCCUUCGGUAAUGGAUGGAAAAGAGUACCAAGCUGGUCGGUUUGCCCAAGGACUUCGGCUUCAGUGCUUUCGGGUUGUCCUUGGCUAUCUUUCUGGCCCCAGUGAAGAUAUUCAGGAUCCAGUGAGUGACAAAUUCUUCAAGGAGGUGUGGGUUUCAACCGCAGCUCGGAAUGCUACAAUUUAUGACAAGGUGUUCCGGUGCCUUCCCAAUGAUGAAGUACACAAUUUAAUUCAGCUGAGAGACUUUAUCAGCAAGCCCAUAUUAGCAAAGGAGGAUCCCAUUAGAGCUGAGGAAGAACUGAAAAAGAUCCGUGGGUUCUUGGUGCAAUUCCCCUUUUAUUUCUUGUCUGAAGAAAACCUACUGCCUUCUGUUGGAACCAAAGAAGCCAUGGUGCCCAUGGAGGUUUGGACUUAA
Messenger RNA from Rangifer tarandus platyrhynchus (Svalbard reindeer), 3228 nucleotides. Lineage: Eukaryota; Metazoa; Chordata; Mammalia; Artiodactyla; Cervidae. The record is from the annotation of a GenBank genome assembly.